Messenger RNA from Echinops telfairi (small Madagascar hedgehog), 1683 nucleotides. It is a transcript of the gene CDK20, whose product is annotated as cyclin dependent kinase 20. Lineage: Eukaryota; Metazoa; Chordata; Mammalia; Afrosoricida; Tenrecidae. Bases 246 to 1286 code for a protein of 346 amino acids. Gene Ontology annotation, molecular function: ATP binding; cyclin-dependent protein serine/threonine kinase activity. The transcript has 9 exons. The record is from RefSeq and is a predicted model, not a curated record. Gene Ontology annotation, cellular component: nucleus. Gene Ontology annotation, biological process: protein phosphorylation.
AGCGGGUUUGCACUGGCAGAACUGGGGGGCAUUUGGAGCUCCAUAGUUCGCCGAGCACCCUGAGGGGCCCCAACCACGCCUUCGGGUUGUGAGACGGGAGUCUGGGGCCGGGCCGGAUGGGGAGCUUGGAAAGGUGAAGCAAAGGAGAAGAAUCCGGGAGGACAGGGCCCCUGUGACCUAAGAUAGAUGCCCAGAAAGGGAGAGGAGAAGCCUGGGCGUCCGUUCGUAGUGCUGCCCCGCCCCCAAUGGAUCAAUACUGCAUCUUGGGUCGUAUAGGAGAGGGUGCCCAUGGCAUUGUCUUCAAGGCCAAACACGUGGAGACUGGGGAGAUAGUUGCCCUCAAGAAGGUAGCCCUGAGGCGGCUGGAGGAUGGCAUCCCCAACCAGGCCCUGCGGGAAAUCAAGGCUCUUCAGGAGAUCGAAGACAAUCAGUAUGUGGUGCAGCUGAAGGCUGUGUUUCCGCAUGGUGCUGGCUUUGUGCUGGCCUUUGAGUUCAUGCUGUCUGAUCUGGCUGAGGUGGUACGCCAUACCCAGAGGCCAUUGGCUCAGGCCCAGGUCAAGAGCUAUCUCCAGAUGCUGCUCAAGGGUGUCGCCUUCUGCCAUGCCAACAACAUUGUACAUAGGGACUUGAAACCAGCCAACCUGCUUAUCAGUGCCUCGGGCCAGCUCAAGAUAGCAGACUUUGGACUUGCACGGGUCUUCUCCCCAGAUGGCAGCCGCCUCUAUACCCACCAGGUGGCCACCAGAUGGUACCGAGCCCCUGAACUCCUGUAUGGUGCACGCCAGUAUGACCAAGGUGUUGACCUCUGGGCCGUGGGCUGCAUCAUGGGAGAACUGCUGAAUGGGUCUCCUCUGUUCCCUGGUGAAAAUGACAUAGAGCAACUUUGUUGUGUGCUUCGUAUCUUGGGCACUCCGAGCCCUCAAGUGUGGCCGGAGAUCACUGAGCUGCCUGACUACAACAAGAUCUCCUUUAAGGAGCAGUCACCUGAGCCCCUGGAAGAGGUGCUGCCUGAUGCCUCUCCUCAAGCCUUGGACCUGCUGGGGAAGUUCCUACUCUACCCUCCUCGACAACGCAUCAUGGCCUCCCAGGCUCUUCUGCACCAGUACUUCUUCACAUCUCCCCUGCCGGCCCACCCCUCGGAGCUGCCCAUUCCUCAGCGCCCAGGAGGACUUACCCCCAAGGCACCUCCAGGACCCCCCCACGUCUAUGACUUCCACGUGGACCGGCCUCUUGAGGAGUCAUUGUUGAACCCAGACCUGAUUCAGCCUUUUGUCGUAGAAGCGUGAGACCCUCGCCUAGCACCUCCUGACUGACUUCCCGAGCUGCUCAGUUCUCAUGUUCCGCUACUUCAUUUCACCUUCCAAGCCCUCCGAGCACCACCUGGGCCCCUCCAUACCUUGUCCGCGCCAACCAGGGCAAUGAGUUAGGGCAUGCUACCCUAGCAGAAGAGGAGACUCAGUGCCCAACUGCCCUCCUGUGUGCCACUAAUUGAAAGAGGCCCUUCCAGGGACCAGUGGGCAUCCAGUAACACCAACAUUGGCUCUGGGUUCAAGGUGCUGACGUCUUCUUAAAGCACAGAGUCAUUCUUGUGGGCACCCCCGGGUGAAGUGCAGAGUGUAAAAAGUUCUCAGGUAGGAAGAAAGAUUUUGUUUCUCAGAGAUAUUAAAGUAUUGGAAAACCUUA